Osmerus eperlanus (European smelt) is the source of this 2032-nucleotide messenger RNA. RefSeq names its product histone deacetylase 1 (gene hdac1). The record is from RefSeq and is a predicted model, not a curated record. Gene Ontology annotation, cellular component: nucleus; NuRD complex. The transcript has 11 exons. Lineage: Eukaryota; Metazoa; Chordata; Actinopteri; Osmeriformes; Osmeridae. Gene Ontology annotation, biological process: negative regulation of transcription by RNA polymerase II. The coding region runs from base 37 to 1551 and encodes 504 amino acids. Gene Ontology annotation, molecular function: histone deacetylase activity.
CAGCCGGCGGACACAGCAGACGAGGACUGGUUUAAAAUGGCGCUGUCUUCUGCUCAAGGAACAAAGAAGAAAGUUUGCUAUUAUUAUGAUGGUGAUGUGGGGAACUACUACUACGGCCAGGGACACCCUAUGAAGCCGCACAGGAUUCGCAUGACACACAACUUGCUGCUUAACUAUGGACUGUAUAGAAAGAUGGAGAUCUACAGACCUCACAAGGCCAGUGGAGAGGAGAUGACCAAGUACCACAGUGAUGACUACAUCAAGUUCCUCAGGUCCAUCCGGCCUGACAACAUGUCUGAGUACAGCAAACAGAUGCAGAGAUUCAACGUAGGAGAAGACUGUCCUGUGUUUGACGGCCUGUUUGAGUUCUGUCAGCUCUCAACCGGGGGCUCUGUCGCGGGGGCGGUGAAACUGAACAAGCAGCAGACUGACAUUGCCAUCAACUGGGCCGGAGGACUCCACCACGCCAAGAAGUCGGAGGCGUCCGGAUUCUGCUACGUCAACGACAUCGUCCUAGCUAUCCUGGAGCUUCUCAAGUACCACCAGAGGGUGCUGUACAUAGACAUUGACAUUCACCAUGGCGACGGGGUAGAGGAGGCCUUCUACACCACAGACAGAGUCAUGACGGUGUCCUUCCACAAGUACGGAGAGUACUUUCCCGGGACAGGAGACCUGCGGGAUAUCGGAGCAGGGAAGGGGAAGUACUAUGCUGUAAACUACCCCCUGAGGGACGGCAUCGAAGAUGAGUCAUACGAAGCCAUCUUCAGACCGAUCAUGGCUAAGGUGAUGGAGAUGUACCAGCCCAGUGCCGUGGUGCUGCAGUGUGGAGCGGACUCUCUCUCUGGGGACAGACUGGGCUGUUUCAACCUCACCAUCAAAGGCCACGCCAAGUGUGUGGAGUACAUGAAGAGCUUCAACCUGCCCCUGCUGAUGCUGGGCGGAGGGGGCUACACCAUCAGGAACGUGGCGCGCUGCUGGACCUUUGAGACGGCCGUGGCUCUGGACAGCAGCAUCCCUAACGAGCUUCCCUACAACGACUACUUUGAGUACUUUGGGCCGGACUUCAAGCUGCACAUCAGCCCCUCCAACAUGACCAACCAGAACAGCAGCGAGUACCUGGACAAGAUCAAGCAGCGUCUGUUUGAGAACCUGCGCAUGCUGCCCCACGCCCCGGGGGUCCAGAUGCAGCCCGUCCCUGACGACGCCCCGCACCCCGACAGUGGAGACGAGGAGGACGACCCCGACACACGCAUCUCCAUCCGCGCCCACGACAAGAGGAUUGCGUGUGACGAGGAAUUCUCAGACUCCGAGGACGAGGGGCAGGGGGGCGGGCGCCGGAACGCAGCCAAUCACAAGAAGACCAAACGAGUGAAGAAGGAGGAGGAGAAGGAAGGGGAGAAAAAAGGUGAGAUCUCCACACACACACACACGCUCAUUCAAGGUAAUGGUUCACUGUAUGAUUACUUGCCUUUGCCAGAUGUGAAAGAGAAGGAUGAGGAGGAGGAGAAUAUGGAUACUUCAGGGCCAAAAGAAGAGGUUAAAACCACCUGAUCCACGAGCCCGGCGUCUGAAAGGAGGGCUGGUCGCUUCAGACAGACGUGCAAUGCUUGAGGACUAACUUAUUUCACACUGAUGUUCGUGUCUAGAUUCCUGGAUAAAGCUGUGAAGUUAGAGUUCCCGUAGCACCUCAGAUAGCCAGGGUCAGAGGUCAGCCAAACUGCGGACACCAGCUGAUUCUUCUGUUUGGUACUUUUUCAUUUUUUAUGAUGUAUGCCCAGAUGUUCCCAGUUUUUCGGCACACUGAGGAAUUGCGCAAUGUUUUAAUUUUGUUUUUCUGACGUGUGUGUGCUAGGUCAGAGGGUGUGUUCCUCAGACGAGGGUGUCGCUGGGUCAGUAACACCUUGUUUUAGACUUGAUCUUUUGUACUGUUCUCCACUGACAGGAGACCACCUCCAGCUGUAUGCAAAGUGUCAGGUGGUUGUAAAUGUGCAUCUAACUUUGUUUACAAAAAUAAAGAUGUUUACUGUCUGCA